AAGGGCCUUCGAUAGAUAAUCUCUGACCAAUCGACGGCCGUACUGUACAUCGCCGCUGUCCAAUCACGAGCCACUGAGCGGCCACUUGGGCUCGCCCCAAAUAGUCGUCAGCUAGUGGUCGAGCCAAGUCAAGUCAUUUAGUAGAAUGGUCGAGAUGGGUGGUACGCAUCUCUAGUGGACUCAACUCAGCUUUUAAAUAAGUUAUAAAUUUCACUUUAAGCCACUUGUGUUAUGAUUAAGGUGCGAGUUUGCAUUUGUACGUAACUUAAAGCUGCUGCUGGUGCCCUCACUUUUUCUCUCCCUGUUUUCGCUAUUUAAAGUCGGACUCUUUGGGGAAGGAUGUCAGUCCCCGGCAACUCGCUCCAACAGCCCCGGGUGAGGCGCAGCAACGCGGGCUCCCCGGGCUCGUUCGGAAACGGCGGAUGUCGCCUGCACCCGCUCCGCGCCACCGUGCCCUACCAGUUGCUGCGGGGCGGCCAGAGCAGCCCAACGCGGCCGCCGCCGAGCCUUCACAGCGGGGCCGCCGCGGGCAGCCGAGGCUCCAGCCCCCCCUCCAGCCCGACUCUCCUCCUCCCAGGAAGUAAGCAGGGACUGUCGUCCGAAAACAAGGACGCCUCCUGCCCCCCGGACUCGCCCGUUUCCAAAGCAGAAAGGUCCAAGUUGCAGACGCGAAGCUCCAGCGCCAUCCGACGGACAUCUUCCCUGGAUGCCAUCACCGCCCCUUACCUCACCGGACAGUGGCCCCGAGAUGUUCACGGGCCUUACCCCUACUGUAUGAAAGACAAAUCCACUCAGACUCCAGGCAUGUGGAUGGACGACGGGGCGGACCAAGGGAGUCCUCACCAGAGGUCCGCCUCCUGGGGAAGCGCAGACCACCUCAAGGAGCAGAUUGCCAAACUGAGGCUGCAGCUUCAGCGCGGCAAACAAGGGAGUCGACAGAGCAAAGAGCGGGACGCCACGUCCGGGACGCCACACACCCAACAAGCCGCCGCCGCUGCCGCUGGGGCCUGUGCCUCACAGCAUAAGGGAUCUUCUUGUUCUUUGUCCGCCAAGUCUCUGAUCUGCAGAGUGCCGAGCAGCGUGGAGGCGAUCAACCACGAGCUGGAAAACGUCUUCAUCAGACAUGAUUGGGAGCACGGCUUACAGGCCACGGACGCUGCGGACGGCCGUCGGGCUCCUUUCCCGCUGCACCGCUACAGCAACAUGAGCGAAACACGGGACACGGACACCCAGGCCCCCUCCAGCGGAGAGUCCAGUCCGUCCCCCCGACUCCGCAGCCCCCUCAGUCCCCAAAACCUGCACUCCCCGGACGGAAGCCCCUCAUCCUCAGCGGAUGACGUGGACAAAGAAGGCGCGUGCGGCUCACCGCUUCCCAAGUUUGCCACGUCUCCCAAACCCAACAACAGCUACAUGUUCAAACGAGAGCCACCGGAAGGCUGCGAGAGGGUCAAAGUCUUUGACGAGAUGCUGUGUGGCCAAUCAAAAGGCUUCCCGCUCUUCUCGUGUCCCGACAAAAACAAGGUGAACUUCAUUCCACGAGGUUCAGCUUUCUGCCCGGUCAAGCUGCUCUGCUCGUCCCUCUUCUCGCCCUUGUCCUGCUCCGGCGCCGAUGCCGACGCCGGCGCCAGUGCCGCCGGUCUCCACAGCAAUGACGCCCAGUCUCAGGACACGCCCAACUCGCCCGAUAGGCAGGAAACUGAGGCGGCCGUCGGCGGUUUGUCGUCAGGAAUAUAAAAGACGCUGCCACAUUAUGAACGCAACAACAACAAAAAAAGCUUUGCACUCCAUUAAUUCCAAAUCAAGCUCAUGUCCACACAAUCAAGAACAGAUUUUUUAACACCCCCCCCCCCCCCCCCCACCCGCGCCAAUAAAGCUAGUGCGAACUAGAAGCUUAACUGUGCGGCUAUGGUAAAGUAAUUAUUAGCUUAUUUAAUUUAGGCUAACAUCGAUGCACUUUCAAUCACGUUAUUGAACAAACGGCAAGUAAACACAAGCAGUUGUUAUUGUUCGUCAACUGUCGCUGUUACUCGACAAGCAGAGAGGCUAGCGGUUAGCCAGUUGGCUGCCAGCCAAAUCGAUGCUUCCAAUUUGUUCAGGCUCAUGUCACAGGUCCAGCUUUGCAUUCAGUCACAAAUAUGGUGCUGUAUAACAUGAGGAUGGCGACCCCAAGUGGACAAGAAUAUCUGCACCUCACGUAUUACAUUGGCAUUAAGUGUGAAGGUUUAAAAUGCAUAGAAUAAUUUUUAAGAAGUUACUACUUCCAUCUCUUUGUAGCCUAACCCCCACAAUAAACAAGAGUUUAUUGUAAUUUUUUUAUUAAAAUGUGACUAUCCAUGUACAUUUGCAUAUUUCCGUACACAAAACACUAAUUUCCAAAAUUUAUGAAUGUAUUUCUCCCCAAAACAAUCUCUUUAGACUGUUUUUCUUGGAAAAAAAAUACUUCUUGACUUAUUCUUCAGUGGUCGGGAAUGUUGAAUAGAAAUUCAAGUGUUUCCCUACUGGUAUUCUAAUUUCAAUAUUUUUUUUUGGGGGGGGGGUAUAAGAAAUUUCUGGAAAGAUUACACUGUUAUUCUGUAAAGGAGCACCUGAGCCAAUCAAGACAAAAGGUGUAAAAAAUGUAUGAAACUGUUUGUGUGGACAUGUCCCUUGUGAGGCUUCUUCUACUUGCUGUUUUUUUUUUUUUUUUGCUGCUCAUGGAACUUGAGUUUGGACUGUUGGUUUUCAUGGCAACAAACAUUUCAGACAACUUUGUGAUGGCCAAUCAGCUUCUUUGUAGACAACAACACUGCUGCUCUUGUAGUUAUACAUAAUGAGACAUGAGUAAUCUCGCUUGUAGUCUUUUUAGGACAUUGUUACAUUUUUUUCAAUGCGAGAGACCAAAAUGUUUUUGCCUCCUUGCCGUUUUUUUUUUUACUCUGAAUCUUCUCCUUUGGCCAAUGGGCACACGUUAAACCUGUUGACGCAUUCCACAGGGAUCGUGCUACAUCAUGGGUACCAACUGGUGCCAGCCCUGACCCCUUAAAAUGAUGGACCAAAGCAAAGUGCGACAAAAUCGGAUGAGGACUGAUGGUACCUGUGUAUGUUUGUGUGUGCGCGUGCACACCUGUGAUGAUUUUUGUUUUUUCAGAUUACAAAAUAAAAACUCCAGCAACACUUCAAA
This is a messenger RNA of Hippocampus zosterae (dwarf seahorse), 3160 nucleotides long. Its product is annotated as glucocorticoid-induced transcript 1 protein. Gene Ontology annotation, cellular component: cytoplasm. Bases 340 to 1734 code for a protein of 464 amino acids. Lineage: Eukaryota; Metazoa; Chordata; Actinopteri; Syngnathiformes; Syngnathidae. The transcript has 9 exons. The record is from RefSeq and is a predicted model, not a curated record. Gene Ontology annotation, biological process: podocyte development.